This is a messenger RNA of Babesia bigemina, 729 nucleotides long. RefSeq names its product membrane protein, putative. The transcript is spliced from 3 exons. NCBI's taxonomy places the organism in Eukaryota, Apicomplexa, Aconoidasida, Piroplasmida, Babesiidae. Bases 1 to 729 code for a protein of 242 amino acids. The record is from RefSeq and is a predicted model, not a curated record.
AUGACUAACCUCGAUAUACCGCGCCGUGCGGGGUGGUAUUCACGGCUCAUCGUGCUACACUAUGUCUCCUCGCUCUGUGUGUGGGUCAGCGUGGAGCUGCUGCUGCUGACGUUCCUGCUUCGCCAUGAGGAAGGUCACUGGCCCACGUGGGAGAGCCUGUCCAGGCUGAGCCCCGUUGCCUUCUGGACGUACAUCCGCCCGCUGUUCCAGUGCGGACUCGUGGCGCAGUGUCUGAUGCAUGUCUACACAUUCCUAGACGGCGCGUGCUGCGGCGCAUCGCUGUACCUGAACCUCGAGCAAUGCGUGCGCACGUUCGCGGUGUACUUCGUCGCCAUCCCGCUGCUGAAGGAGGUUGUGCCGAUGCGGUCGGUGCUGCUGCCCGUGAGCGCGCUGACGCUCAUGAACAUCCUGAGCUGCCUGGACGCGUUGUACACGGUGCGCGGGACCUGCCACACGGUGUUGGAGUGGCUAUCGCAUAAGGUGGUAUUGGUGCUUUACCCGCUGCUGGCGUUCGAGGAGAUCUGGCUGGUUCGGCAGGCGGCCCGCGUGGUGCGCAACGUACCGAUCGCCCGCGACUUCCCGAGCCCUAUGCCCAACGCGUACAACUUCGCCAUCGACACCUACUACAUGUACAGCGCGCUGCCCCUCGUGAUGCUGCCGUGCUCCGUGCUCUACUACUGCUACCAGGUGCGAUACCGAAGGCUAGCGCGGCGCGCCAACUCGGUCUAA